This is a messenger RNA of Pimephales promelas (fathead minnow), 6017 nucleotides long. Lineage: Eukaryota; Metazoa; Chordata; Actinopteri; Cypriniformes; Leuciscidae. The record is from RefSeq and is a predicted model, not a curated record.
CUCACGCUUUGAAGGACUAACUACAGAAACUGGCAAUGAACAGCCAAGAGAACACAUCCAGCGAUUUCCUCUCAGAUAUGAGGGGUCCUCCCGGCAACUGGAUGUCAUAUGGUCACCCGUACGCUGAACAUGCUGUGUGGAACCCCAAAUUCUGUGUGCUCACCGACUAUCAGAUGUUUCUGCUGGACAGGGAGGAGAUACACCCUCUGCUCCUACAGGGGAACAGGACUGACACCUGCCAAACCAGACUGCUACGUCGCACCAUCAGUGUUCCUGUUGAGACGCAGUUCCCUGAAUUCCAAUGCCAUCUCUCAGUGGAUAGCAACUCUCCACCCGAGAGAACAGGGCGGAGACGCAGCAUGCCAGGCUCCGCCCCUGACAAAGCCCCACCCACAAUGGAGCCCACUGCCACUGCUGCUACACCCUUCAGAGUUACAGGAUUUUUGAGUCGCAGGUUAAAGGGCUCAAUAAAGCGGACUAAGAGUCAGCCUAAACUGGACAGGAACAGCAGUUUUAGACACAUCCUGCCAGGCUUCAGACCAGUGGACAACGACAGGUCUCAUCUGAUGCCCAGACUGAAGGAGUCGCGCUCUCACGAGUCUUUGCUCAGUCCCAGCAGUGCAGUAGAAGCUCUGGACCUUAGCAUGGAGGAGGAAGUCUUCAUUAAACCAGUGCACAGCUCCAUCCUCGGCCAAGAUUACUGCUUCGAGGUGAGCACCUCCACAGGUAGCAAGUGCUUUUCUUGUCGUUCGUCUGCUGAAAGAGACAAAUGGAUGGAGAACCUGCGACGAGCCAUCCACCCUAAUAAGGACAACAGUCGGCGGGUUGAGAAUACACUGCGGCUGUGGAUCAUCGAAGCAAAAGACCUUCCGGCCAAGAAAAAGUACUUCUGCGAGCUCUGCCUCGACGACAGCCUCUAUGCCCGUACAACCUGCAAGCUGAAGACGGAUAAUGUCUUCUGGGGUGAGCACUUUGAGUUCAACAACCUCCCUACGGUCCAGAACAUCACCGUCCAUCUAUAUAGAGACUCUGACAAGAAGAAGAAAAAGGACAAGAAUAACUAUGUGGGGCUGGUGAGCAUUCCAGUGGUGACGGUCACGAGCAGGCAGCUGGUUGAGAAAUGGUACCCCGUUAGCCAACCCAAUCCAGGUAAAGGGAAAACAGCUGGUCCUAUGGUCCGCAUCAAGACCCGCUACCAAAGCAUGAACAUCUUGCCCAUGGAGCUCUACAAAGAGUUUGCAGAGUACACCACCAACAACUACAUGCUGCUCUGCUCUGUCCUGGAGCCGGUCAUCAGCGUCAACAAAGAAGAGAUGGCCUGCGCCCUGGUGCACAUCCUGCAGAGCACCGGGAAAGCAAAGGACUUCCUGACGGAUCUGAUGAUGUCGGAAGUGGAUCGAUGCGGGGAGAAUGAGCACCUGAUUUUUAGAGAAAACACUCUGGGCACUAAAGCUAUCGAGGAGUACCUCAAACUGGUCGGACAGAAAUAUCUGCAAGAUGCGCUGGGGGAGUUUAUAAAGGCUCUGUAUGAGUCUGAUGAGAACUGUGAGGUGGACCCUUCCAAAUGUUCAUCUAGUGAUCUACUCGAACAUCAGAGCAACCUCAGGAUGUGCUGUGAGCUGGCCUUCUGCAAGAUCAUUGAGUCUUACCGUGUGUUUCCAAGGGAACUUAAAGAAGUGUUUGCAUCGUGGAGACAGGAAUGUGGUAACAGAGGGCGACCAGAUAUCAGCGAGCGUCUUAUCAGCGCCUCAUUGUUUUUGCGUUUUCUCUGUCCGGCCAUCAUGUCGCCUUCUCUCUUCAACUUGACGCAGGAGUACCCAGACGACCGCACUGCACGCACACUCACUCUUAUCGCCAAGGUUACACAGAACCUUGCAAACUUCACCAAGUUUGGUAACAAGGAGGAGUACAUGUCCUUCAUGAAUCAGUUCUUAGAACAGGAGUGGACCAACAUGCAGCGCUUCCUGCUGGAGAUCUCCAACCCAGAGACCAUCUCAAAUACAGCAGGCUUCGAGGGGUAUAUUGACCUGGGCCGUGAGCUCUCCACCCUGCACUCGCUGCUAGCUGAGGUGGUGUCCCAAAUGGAUCAGAGUGCUGCCUCCAAGCUUGGACCAUUACCUAGAAUAUUGCGGGACGUACAUGGAGCGUUAACAAACCCACCGAACACACAGAUGAAUGUUCCCUCUGAUCGUGUGCCCUCCCCUCCAGCCCCUGGAUGCAGCAUCUCCACUGGAUUACAAAAGAUGUCCAUCGACAGUGACCUACCAGGCCCGGCGGACUUCACUCGCCUCCCUUCCCCCACUCCUGAAAACAAAGACCUCUUCUUCGUCACACGCUCUUCCGGCCUCCAGGGCUCCCCUGCCCGCAGCUCUAGUUACUCUGAGUCCAAUGAACCCGAGCUGGGCCUGGCCAACGGUGGCAAGAGCCUGUCCAUGGUAGACCUCCAGGAAGCGGCCAGGGCGUUAGAACCCAUCGCCAUCCCGGUAGGGAUAACUUCAGAAGGUUUAGGUGAGGGUACCAUGGUUCCCUGGAAUGCACGGACUCCCCAAGGCAACAUUGCCGGAGCCCCUACUCUUCACAGGCCAGGACAGACUCCCACUACCCCAGGAGCAGAAGGGGCCCCAGGCAGGCCUACACAGCUCUUGGCCCCACUGUCCUUUCAGAAUCCGGUGUACCAGAUGGCAGCAGGGUUGCCUGUGUCAGCUAGAGGGAAUGCGAGUGGGGAUUCUGGGUCGGAGUGUCAUAGCUCCGUCAGUUCCCAUAGUAACAACGAAGAGGGUCUUGGAGCAACCAAGCACACCUUUCUUACCCAGGGGGCUUCAGUGGGGGAGGAGUUUGUGAGACGUUCGGGAGAUUUCUCAAGACGACAACUAUCGCUAACUGACGCGCAGCACGGAAACCAGCCUAUGGUUCCACGACAGAGCAGCUCCGGUCCCCAGCGGCGUAUUGACCAGCCGCCUCCACCCACACAGACUGCACCCAGAGGACGAACUCCACCCAACCUAUUGAACUCCACCCCCUACCCACGGCCUUCUAAUAACACUUUGAUGUCAGCUUCACCAGAUUGGCCUGGAAGUGGCGCAAGACUUCGACAGCAGAGCUCCUCCUCCAAAGGGGACAGUCCGGAAGCAAAACAUCGUGGACCACAUAAACAAGCCCCGUCCCCAGUGAACCCUAGUGCAUUGGACCGUACUGCUGCCUGGUUGAUGAAUGUGCCAUAUAUAGAGCAGGAGUCUGAGACGGAGCUUUGCAGAGAUGAGCACACACAAGCUGAAAAGUAUCAGGCAGAGAUCAGUGUGCUGCAGGAGCGGCUGCGUGUGUCGGUGCAGAGGCUGGAGGAAUACGAGGCCCGGCUGAAGGGACAGGAGGAACAGGCGCAGAAGAUGCUGCUGGAGUAUCAGGCCCGGCUGGACGAGUCGGAGGAGAGAUUGAGACGGCAACAGGAAGACAAAGAUCUGCAGAUGAAGGGCAUCAUAAGCAGGUUGAUGUCUGUGGAAGAAGAGCUGAAGAAGGAUCAUUCUGAUAUGCAGGCAGUGGUUGACUCCAAACAGAAGAUCAUUGAUGCGCAGGAGAAACGGAUAGCAUCUCUGGACGCGGCUAACGCGAGGCUAAUGAGCGCCCUGUCCCAGCUGAAAGAGCGCUACAGCAUGCAGACGAGGAACGGCAUCUCUCCCACCAACCCCACCAAACUGCAGAUCACAGAAAACGGGGAGUUUCGCAACAGCUCCAAUUGCUGAACACAAUGAAGACAGAGGACAUGAGCAGGUGUGCAGAGAUUCUGUAAGUGAACACUGAGAGAACCGCUUGGCAAAGCCAUUGUUUGGAAAUGUGGAGAAAGAUCCACUGUAAACAUCCACCGGUGAGACUACUGUUCAAGUACUUCAUGUUAGGACACACCACUAGACUUUCAUUCGUGUUUCACUAUAGCUAACUGUAAAAUAUAAAAGAAAAAACAAUACAGCUGACUUGGUGACAUUAUACAGAUAUUAAAAAAGUCGUAUUACAGCUUUAAAAAAUGGUGUUUUCAUACAGCCUUUAAAAAAAGAAACUUUAUUUAUAGUAGUCUCUACUUUAAUAAGACAUGACUGAAACUGUGGAGAAUUUAGCGCUCUCCUCCAUAUUAGAUCACUUUCUGUUUCUCCCUACAUAGUGCACUUUGUCUCUCCAUCAUGAGAAGCCUUAAAAUGUUGCAUCUGAAAUAUGUUUUUUAUUUUUAUUUUUUACAGUUCAGAUGAACAUUAUAAUAGAUUAUAAUGUGCAUAGAUUUUAAAAAGUAUAUAUUUUACAUUUCUCCAUUAACAAGUUUUCUGAUUUUUAAUCUUGACAAAAAUGUUUGUAACAAACAUUACAAGUGUCAAUUUUGGUCCAAUUUUAGAUAUGCCAAUAUUUUGAAUCAGCACAAACUGCUCGGAUGGAGCAGAGAGAAUGUUUUGGACACUACAGUAGACCAAUUUUAAUUUGAAGUUUUUGAAAACUGCCUUGUUUAAUCUUGUGUUUUCUUCCUACAAUGUUUGGGAGAGUUUUGCAUUUUUUCUUCAUUGUUUUUUUUAAGCCUUUUUAAUUCUUUUGUUCAUGUGUGUUUACUUUUAUGUGUUGCCUCAUCGGUCCAAAUUGCUGCACACUUUCAUUUGGCUCAUUUAGAGUUUGUAUAUUUUUGUAUUUAAUAUUGUAUGCGAGAACUCUUCUGCAUUUAUCAUGUUCGGCACUGAGGUGCAGCAUGGAGCUGCUGUGUUCCUUUAACUUGUUGGUCUUUGAGGAAGUUAGACACAAGACGCGUCUAGAUUUUGUUGCAAAAAUAUACAGAAACAUAUUAUGGGACAUGUAAGAUAGAGAUGUUAUUUUUAAGGGAAAAUGUCUCUGGAUAUGAGCUCUAAUGGAGUAAUAUGUGAAUAAGUUAAAAUUACAUAUAUAUAAAGCAACGUUCAUGGUUACUCUAGUGUGAAUGGCCGUGUUACAUGUCUGAAAUGUGAGAUCAGAUUGAGAGGCAACAAUCUAACAAGCACAAACCAUCGCCCCAGCUUCUCAAAUGCGUUGAAGACUAUGCACUUUUCCCCUUUGUCGUGUCCACUUGGGUUUACUUCACUCCAUGAACAUGUAGCAAACUCAAGGUGCUCCUUGUUAUUAUUAAUCCAGGGAGGCUCUGAUUUGUCAUUAGUUAUAUUUGUAGCAUUAUCAUUCGUAGCAUUGUAGCCGAACGCUAAAUCCUUCAACUCAAACAAAUGUGCACAUGCAGUGUAAUGCCAUGGAACUAACAAUUGGACUGUGUUAGAUACCUCAACCUGUCAAAUGUUUUUUUGAUGCCCUGGUAAAGUAGUUUUGCAUGUACUGAAUGCUUCAGCACUGUCUAAAUAAGGCAGAUCAGUGUCUAGGGUCAUUUAAAAUGCAUUUGAUCAACUUUUAAACUCGGCUAGGGGCUCGUGUUGUUGCACAAAAGAGAACCAAUAUUUAUUUUUCUCAUAGACUCAGCUGUCAACUUCUCAGUUUGUUCAUGCUCUGCUUUUAAUGAGGUUGGAUUUUUUGCAGAGUCAUUGUGUCUAUUUUCAUCCACAUGGGAAGCUACUAGGGAGUCAAAAAAUAGUUCUUUAGAAAAUUAUUAAAUAAAAGUUGUUUGCUGUCGUCUCAGUUCUUUUCAUCAGAUGUGUCUUUAUCUGGCUUCAGGUCAGUUCUCAAAGUUUAGGAAAGUUUUGCAAGUAAAACUAUUUGCGCAUCCUUUUUUUUUUUCAAGCAGUCAAUGUGAAAUAGUAGCUAUGUGAAAUAAAUGAUAUAAAGAGAAAAUAUAUAAAAUCUAUAAAUGAGUACCUAAAAUAUGUUGUAUGUUUUAUAAUCCUUGUAGAAAAGAUUUUUUGUAAGUAUGUUUAAAGUAAAGUAUUGGCUGGACCCUUGCCUUGUUUUAGAACAAUGACAAGAAUAAUAAUGUACAGAGAAAUGUGUCCAUGUUAAGAACUAUACAAUUGUGGCUGUGCAAUUUAUGUACAUUUGCAACUAGAAUAAUUAAAGUUUUAUUUAGUUAUUUCAUA